This is a messenger RNA of Oncorhynchus tshawytscha (Chinook salmon), 4909 nucleotides long. Its product is annotated as ankyrin repeat domain-containing protein 11-like. Gene Ontology annotation, cellular component: nucleoplasm. The transcript has 17 exons. The coding region runs from base 56 to 4384 and encodes 1442 amino acids. NCBI's taxonomy places the organism in Eukaryota, Metazoa, Chordata, Actinopteri, Salmoniformes, Salmonidae. Gene Ontology annotation, molecular function: protein binding. The record is from RefSeq and is a predicted model, not a curated record.
GUGGCCCGCUAGCUAGAUGUAAAUAUUGACUAAUUGGAAAUGUAUCACACAUGUUAUGGAGACAAGUUGCUUCUCUGAUAUCGACAAUGACUCGGCGUCAAUUGUUGGUGAUUCUGAAGGAGAAGAAGAAACAAAUCUUUACCUGGACAGAUUGAUGCUUGCAGAUUUGCUAGACUCGCCCUACUCAUAUAAUUUGUCCACACCACACACCAUCAAUGGCUGUACAGACGGGUUUUCUCCUCAGAUAGCGAUGUUGACUUGUAGACGUUUGGAUGGCUUGGACCAAGUGCGUCUCACACCUGAAAAGAUCCAAUCCCCAUUUUUGUCAAGGAGUUCUGGGAAUCCAGAUGACGAGAAGGGAAUGGACGGUGUUAUCGCUCAAGGACAUGAUGGAGAAGACAGUGAGGGGAUGAUAGAAGAGGAUCCCUCUGAGGGGUCGGUGUCAGAGAGUCCCUCACAGCACGUUGGGAGUGGUACCUCUACCAGACGUUUGAAGAGAGCAACGACGGUAGCUAAGACACAGGGUGGCGGUGGUUGUGACCUCUCACAGAAGGAGAUAGGUGCAGAGCCCAAGAGACAGACCAGGCUGACUGACAGUCAGACACAGGGGAGUAGACAGACCAGACCAAUGGAAGAAAUCAGACCAACCAGACAGAAUGACAACCAGGCACAGGAGAACAAACAGGAGAACAGACAGACCAGGCAGACUGACAGCCAGAAGCAGGAGACCAGCGGACCAACCAGGCAGACCAGGCAGACUGACAGUCAGAAGCAGGAGACCAGCGGACCAACCAGACAGACCAGGCAGACUGACAGUCAGAAGCAGGAGACCAGCGGACCAACCAGACAGACCAGGCAGACUGACAGUCAGAAGCAGGAGACCAGCGGACCAACCAGACAGACUGACAGCCAGAAGCAGGAGACCAGCGGACCAACCAGGCAGACCAGGCAGACUGACAGCCAGAAGCUGGAGACCAGCGGACCGACCAGGCAGACUGACAGUCAGAAGCAGGAGACCAGCGGACCAACCAGACAGACCAGGCAGACUGACAGUCAGAAGCAGGAGACCAGCGGACCAACCAGACAGACCAGGCAGACUGACAGUCAGAAGCAGGAGACCAGCGGACCAACCAGACAGACCAGGCAGACUGACAGUCAGAAGCAGGAGACCAGCGGACCAACCAGACAGACUGACAGCCAGAAGCAGGAGACCAGCGGACCAACCAGGCAGACUGACAGCCAGAAGCUGGAGACCAGCGGACCGACCAGGCAGACUGACAGUCAGAAGCAGGAGACCAGCGGACCAACCAGACAGACCAGGCAGACUGACAGUCAGAAGCAGGAGACCAGCGGACCAACCAGACAGACCAGGCAGACUGACAGUCAGAAGCAGGAGACCAGUGGACCAACCAGACAGACCAGGCAGACUGACAGCCAGAAGCUGGAGACCAGCGGACCAACCAGACAGACCAGGCAGACUGACAGUCAGAAGCAGGAGACCAGCGGACCAACCAGACAGACCAGGCAGACUGACAGCCAGAAGCUGGAGACCAGCGGACCAACCAGACAGACCAGGCAGACUGACAGCCAGAAGCAGGAGACCAGCGGACCAACCAGACAGACUGACAGCCAGAAGCUGGAGACCAGCGGACCAACCAGACAGACCAGGCAGACUGACAGCCAGAAGCAGGAAAAUGGAGGUGUGAACCACGGUCAAUCCAAUAGCAGGCGGAGCAUCACCCGUCUGAAUGCCCUCCACCGGAGGAACCGUUACGGGGAGACUCUACUCCACAUUGCAGCCAUGCAAGGAGACACCCAGUGGAUCAGAGGCAUGCUGUCGCUGGGCCCCGACAUCAACAUGGCCGACAACGCAGGUUGGACUCCUCUUCACGAGGCAGUGUCCCACGGUCACUAUGAGAUCAGUAAGCACCUGAUCCAGGCAGGAGCUCUGGUCAACUGUACUGGAGAAAAUGGAACCACACCUCUACUUGAUGCUGUAGUGCAGGGACACCUGCAGAUAGCAGAGUUGCUGUUGAAGCACGGGGCAGACCCUCUACUGAAGAACAAUGACGGACAGACAGCCUAUAGCAACACCUCAGAACCCUGUCUGAUCAAACUCAUGGAGAAAAACAUCCCCAAUAACAAGAGAAAGGCACUAGCAGGAAGAAGCGGUGAGAGGUCAGGAGCAGGAGAACCCAUGAGACCGUUGAGGUCCGUGUCCGAGGGCACUGUGUCCAGGAACAUCCCUGGGGGGUCCCAGAGCGGGCAGAACGUCACCCCUCUGAAUAUCCUCCACCGGAAGAACUGUUACGGGGAGACUCUACUCCACAUUGCAGCCAUUCAGGGAGACACCCAGGGGGUCAGAGACAUGCUGUCACAGGGGCUCGACGUCAACAUGCCCGAUAAUGCAGGUUGGACUCCUCUUCACGAGGCAGUGUCCCACGGUCACUAUGAGAUCAGUAAGCACCUGAUCCAGGCAGGAGCUCUGGUCAACUGUACUGGAGAAAAUGGAACCACACCUCUACUUGAUGCUGUAGUGCAGGGACACCUGCAGAUAGCAGAGUUGCUGUUGAAGCACGGGGCAGACCCUCUACUGAAGACCAACAACGGACAGACAGCCUAUAGCAACACCACAGAACCCUCUCUGAUUAAACUCUUGGAGAAAAACAUCCCCAAGAACAAGAGAAAGGCACUAGCAGCACCAACAAAACGACCUGCAGACUCGUCCCAACUCAGCCCGUCCCAAAGUGGAACAGGGAGGAAGCUUAGGAGGUUACCAGUUCAGGCAGAUCAGACCAGUACUGACCAGGAGAGAUACCAGCAGAGACGCACAACAACCAGGUCUGAAACCAGCAACACUGACCAGCAGAGACGGACAACAACCAGGUCUGAAACCAGCAACACUGACCAGCAGAGACACACAACAACCAGGUCUGAAACCAGCAACACUGACCAACAGAGACGCACAACAACCAGGUCUGAAACCAGCAACACUGACCAGCAGAGACGCACAACAACCAGGUCUGAAACCUGCAACACUGACCAGCAGAGACGGACAACAACCAGGUCUGAAACCAGCAACACUGACCAGCAGAGACACACAACAACCAGGUCUGAAACCAGCAACACUGACCAGCAGAGAGACACAACAACCAGGUCUGAAACCUGCAACACUGACCAGCAGAGACGGACAACAACCAGGUCUGAAACCAGCAACACUGACCAGCAGAGACACACAACAACCAGGUCUGAAACCAGCAACACUGACCAGCAGAGAGACUCAACAACCAGGUCUGAAACCUGCAACACUGACCAGCAGAGACGCACACCAACCAGGUCUGAAACCUGCAACACUGACCAGCAGAGACGCACAACAACCAGGUCUGAAACCAGCAACACUGACCAGCAGAGAGAUACAACAACCAGGUCUGAAACCAGCAACACUGACCAGCAGAGAGACACAACAACCAGGUCUGAAACCUGCAACACUGACCAGCAGAGACGCACACCAACCAGGUCUGAAACCUGCAACACUGACCAGCAGAGACGCACAACAACCAGGUCUGAAACCAGCAACACUGACCAGCAGAGACGGACAACAACCAGGUCUGAAACCAGCAACACUGACCAGCAGAGACGCACAACAACCAGGUCUGAAACCAGCAACACUGACCAGCAGAGAGAUACAACAACCAGGUCUGAAACCAGCAACACUGACCAGCAGAGAGACACAACAACCAGGUCUGAAACCAGCAACACUGACCAGCAGAGAGACACAACAACCAGGUCUGAAACCUGCAACACUGACCAGCAGAGACGCACACCAACCAGGUCUGAAACCUGCAACACUGACCAGCAGAGACGCACAACAACCAGGUCUGAAACCAGCAACACUGACCAGCAGAGACGCACAACAACCAGGUCUGAAACCAGCAACACUGACCAGCAGAGAGACACAACAACCAGGUCUGAAACCAGCAACACUGACCAGCAGAGAGACACAACAACCAGGUCUGAAACCAGCAACACUGACCAGCAGAGAGACACAACAACCAGGUCUGAAACCAGCAACACUGACCAGCAGAGAGACACAACAACCUCUACUAAAGACCUGGCCACCAGAAGAACCUUUACUCCUCCUCCUCGCCCUCAACCAAUCCCAGAGGUCCUGAGGAGAAGGAGUCCGCUCUAUGUCCCCAACCCUGAUCCAGAGGUACAAGGAGAGGACAGUGUUGCUAUUAGUGACAGCGAGAGUGACGAGACCGUUGACUACACGGGAGAGGUUUUUAACUUCUCGUCGGACGAAACAGAAGACUGGACUCAUGAAACCACGCUGGAGUUCUAUAGAGAGGGAGCUGUGAGGAGCAGGGAGGACUCUGGUUGAGCUGAAUUAUAGGUUGUUGUUGUGUUUCGUCUAUGACAUCACAUUUGUUGUUGUGUUUUGUCUGUGACAUCACAUUUGUUGUUGUUUUGUCUAUGACAUCACAUUUGUUGUUGUGUUUUGUCUAUGACAUCACAUUUGUUGUUGUGUUUCGUCUAUUGUCCCAGUUGAAACUAGUAAAAACCUUUCUCAGUCUUAUGAAUGUUGAUCAUAUUGGAUUCAAAGGUUUUUAAAAUUUAUUCCGUUUUAUCUUGUGUUUAGUUUUGAAAGAUUAUGUGCAUGUUUGUUUGAAUAUAUUUUUCCAAGUUAUUUUUUCACAAAGAAUACCUUUAAACAUUUGUGAUGUGUUAAUAUGUUUGUGACAUUGGGAUAAUAUAUUGUAUGAUGUGUAUUAUUUUUUUGUAGAGUAGCUACAGUAGUAGCUGGUACAAUUAAAUCAUUUGUUGUGAAAGUGUAACAAAGUAUCUUAUUUAUUUGUAAGCUCACGUUCAACGUUUCUCCUUCUAUUGUAUCAUAAUACUUGUUAAU